AUGGAGAAGGCAGUGACGGCUCCUGUGGCCCCGCUGGAAGGAGGCGUAGUGGCUCCCGGAGUGGCAGAGGCCUCCGCAGCGGAUAAAUCGGAUGCCGGGUGGACCACCAAGACACCAGGACGCAAGGGCAGCGCUGGACAGAAGGCGCGAAACGAAGGUUUGAGUCCAAGAUUCCGAGUUGGCAACAAUGGAAAGAAUCCAAGCUCAAAAGACGCUAAACAGCACCAGAGGACUGCCAAGCCUAGUUUCCCACCCAAAGGAACGAGGCCUCAAGGUGAAAACGGCGAUGGCCGUGCCUCCUUCUACAAGCUACAAGAACUACUGCGAUCGGAAGCACCACCAGAGUACAUUUUCCAGAUGGUGGUUCGUAUUCAUGAUCUUGCGCAGCAACGUCGGCUUGAGGAAUUCGAAAGCCGUAUCAAUGCAAUCAAGGACGAGGAGGAAAGGGCGAAAUUACAGGCGAAUUGGACUGACAGUCUCCCUGCUAAGACGUUGGAGCGCUUUGGCCGUUUUGCAGACCAAUGGGACUACACCAUCCGCGAUGACAAGCUCCGCCUCGCUCGAACGGUGUACAGCUGGCUCAUCUAG
This is a messenger RNA of Phytophthora sojae, 588 nucleotides long. RefSeq lists its product as hypothetical. The transcript has a single exon. The coding region runs from base 1 to 588 and encodes 195 amino acids. Lineage: Eukaryota; Oomycota; Peronosporomycetes; Peronosporales; Peronosporaceae. The record is from RefSeq and is a predicted model, not a curated record.